Molecule: messenger RNA, 5715 nt
Organism: Lytechinus pictus (painted urchin)
Lineage: Eukaryota; Metazoa; Echinodermata; Echinoidea; Temnopleuroida; Toxopneustidae
Product: serrate RNA effector molecule homolog A-like
Exons: 20
Coding region: 62-3058 (998 amino acids)
Biological process (GO): mRNA processing; primary miRNA processing
Cellular component (GO): nuclear body
Source: RefSeq, a predicted model, not a curated record
AAUUUCUCUCUCUACAUAGAUUGAUCCAUAGCAGUAGACCUGCACUGUUUAAAAAAUAAAGAUGGAUAGUGAUGAAGAAUUUGAUCGUCGUAGGCAACGCCGUGAUAAGUUCCGUGGUGAGCGUAGAGACUACAAUGACAGACGAGAGAGGGAUGACAGGAGAAGAGAUGAUUGGCAGGAUCGGCGAGGCCAAGUGGGUAGGAUGUCUCCUACUCAAAUGAGAAACAGAAAUCGAAAUUUCAGGAAUGAAUGGAGCCGCAGGGAAUUCCCAGAUUAUGACAGAGGUCGGCAGGAUAGAUACAGCCCACCCAAUAGGCGUCAGGACAUGAGCCCUCCAGCCAAGAGACAACGACGAGACUGGGAUGGAGGUAGCUAUGGUUAUGAUAGUGGGCAUAGCAGUCAAGGAUACAGUGGAUAUCAUGGAGGAUGGAGUGGAGGAGGAGGUGGUGGUGGUGGAGGUGGAAGUGGAGGUAUGAGAGGUGGUAGAGGAGGCCAGUAUCAAGGUCAAGGUCACAGUAGCCAUGGCAUGGAAGGGGACUCUGGUGGUCGAGGAGAGAGCAGUUCCAAUCAAAUGCUUAGUUUUAAGCAGUUCUUGGCCAAGCAAGAAGACUCUAUUGAUGACCAAGAGGCAGUAAAGAAAUACAACGCUUACAAGCUGGAGUUUCACAAGGCCCAACUUAGCGAGUUCUUUUUGGCUCAUAAGGAUGAAGAAUGGUUUCGUGCAAAGUAUUACCCUGAUGAUUGUGAGCGGGAGCAGGCCGAUGUUGAAGAGGGCAUUGACAGACGUCUAAGAGUCUUUCUGGAGAUGUUGGACAGGGGUGAAGUCAACAAGGUUACCCUUCAGGCUGAUAAAUCAGAAGGAGUCACUCGUCUUUUGGAUGCAGUUGUGAUAAGAUUGGAAGGAGGUAAUGAUUUCGACCUCACCAUCCUAGAUCAACCAGAGCCAGUAAGAUCCUUUGAUAGAGACCGUACUAUGUCAGAGUCUCAACGGAGCAACAAAGGAGAUGAUAAACACCAAGAUGACAAGAAAGAAGAAGGAGAAGAAGGUGAAGAGAGAGAUGAUGAUGAUGAUAAGAAAGAUAAGAUGGAAGGAGAUGGUGAGAUAGUUGACAAAUCCACUGAUGAUGAACCUGUUCCACCACCACCUAAAGAUGAUGACAGCAAGUUGUCCCUGCCAGAUCCAAUCCCUCCACCACCCCAGGAUGAUGAAAAGAAGGAAGACGGUGAUGAGGAAAAGAAUGGAGAGGUGGGCCGACAAGGUAAGAAAAGAAAGCGAGGCAAGAAGCGCAAGCAUCGAGAGCCAGAUUACAGUGAUAGUGAGAGUGAUAUUAGUAGCAGUUCAGGGAGUGAUAGUGAAUCAGAUGAAUCAGGACAUGAACAAGGAAUGCUAGAACCAGAACCAGCUCCUCCUGGCUUAGAGAGCAGUGGUGAGAAGGGUGCAUCAGAGAGUGAUAACAAGCUUGAAGAAGGAGAAGCAAAGGAAGAAGGAGAGGAAGGAGAAGAAGGAGAGAAGGGGGAAGAAGGUGAAGAAGAAAUGAAAGAUCCAGAUGAACCUAAACCCAGAGCACUUCAUAAGACCUACUCUAUUUUCAUCAGGAAUGUUGCUCCCAUUAUAAAGAAGGAGGAGAUAGUUUCGCUUUGUAAGCGAUACAAGGGAUUCAUGAGAGUUGCCCUAGCUGAUCCUCAGCGUGAUAGAAACUUUCAGCGUCAUGGAUGGGUUACCUUCGACAGGACAGUCAAUAUCAAGGAAAUCUGUUGGAACCUUAGUAGUAUUAGGCUAAGAGAAUGUGAACUGAGCCCUGUAGUCAACCGAGACUUGGCCCACCGUAUCCGUGCUGUUAGUGGCAUUGCCGCACACAAGAACAUUGUCAAAUCUGAUCUUAAAUUGGCAGCACGCCUUGUUCAGCUCAUGGAUCAGAAACAUGAGCUCUUCACUGGCGAGCCUGGAUGGGAUCUGAAAAAAUGGAAAGAGAAGAAUGAGAAAAGGAAGAAGAAAGAGCAGGAGGAAAAGGAGAAAAAGAAAGCAGAGGCUGCAGCUGCCGCAGCAGCAGCUGAUGGAGAUAAAGGAGAAAAAACAGAAAAGACAGAAAAGACAGAAAAAACUGAAGAGGGAAGCAUUGAAGAGAAAGAAGAAACUACACCUGAAGAGGAACCCAAAGAACCAUUGCCAGCAAGGAAUCCAAUCCUUGAGAACAUCACAGAUUACCUUGUAGAGGAAUUGAGUGCUGAGGAAGAGGUACUGCUUGGAAUGAAGGCUGAUGGACAGGAAGAGGGUCAAGAGAUGGGGGAUAUUUCCUUUGAGAAAGAUGAUCUUCUAUGCAAGGUUCUUGAUCGUCUGUUGUUGUAUCUUCGAGUGGUGCAUUCACUGGAUUACUACAAUGCAUCCAUGUACAAGAUAGAAGAUGAGAUGCCUAAUAGGUGUGGUAUCAUGCAUUGUAGAGGACAGAAUCCACCCAAUCGCCUCUCUCAAAGAGAUCUUGAUAAUUGGCAGACCAAUUUUGAGAACAAGGUUCAACCACUUAUGAACCUCAAAAGCAAGAUGUCUGAUGAAGAACUCAACAAGCUUGGGAAGAAAGACCAGGAACUGGAGGUGGAGAAGUUCAUCAAGGCCAACACCAAGGAACUUGCUAAGGACAAGUGGCUUUGUCCUCUCAGUGGAAAGAAGUUCAAGGGACCAGAGUUUGUCAGGAAACACAUCUUCAAUAAGCAUGGCGACAAGAUAGAGGCAGUCAAGAAAGAGGUGCUGUUCUUCAAUAACUACCUACAAGAUUCAAGUAGACACAAGGUUGUAGAAACUGCUAAGCCAAAGCCAGUACAGUCCAGUAACAAUGACAGCCAAGGAUCAGACCAGGGAUACAAUGGUCAGAGGAGCAGUAGUGGUUACAGAGGCUACCAGCAGCAAGGAAGCUAUGAUGGAGGAAGAGAUAGGGGCCAACAGGGUUUCUCACAGAGCAGUAGAGGUUUCAAUCAAUCUGGACGUGGAGGGUAUGAUCAGUCAUAUGGUGGAGGUGGAUAUUCCAGUCAAGGUGGUAACCAAAGGAGCUUUCAGCGAAGGUGAGACUACAUGCUUUUUGGGGUGACCCACGUUCUCUAAUCCAGUACCGGGACCUAGAUGCCCCUGAUGACAGUGAUAUCUUCUAAACCUCUAUUCAUCUAUCUCUUUCUUCCGAGGAUCACCAUGUCAAUUGGCCCUAUCUUAUUUUUGUAUAUAUAUAUCUGCUUCCUUUCUGUGUACAUUACAUUUAUGAUGGCAUUCUCAUGACAGUGUUUAAAUAUGAACGAUAGUUUGUCAAAUAUUGUCAGUUCAAUGGUCAGUUAUUGUUUCCGACACUGCUUUCCAGUUGUGUAAAGGCAAUUAUUAGUCUUUAUAGUAUUGAUGAUCAUAGGGAGUUAUGUGCUUUGAAGCAUUAUUAGUUAAUGAAUGUUUGGUGGAGCCUAUGGAGCUACCUUUAUCACAUUGUUUUACUGGAAGAAACGUAUAUCUGUUUUUUAAUGGUAGAAUGUAAACAAAUCUAAUCAAAUCAUUUAUUUCUACAAUAAUAUGAGAAAUAAACAAUACAAAUAUGAACAGCUGGCAGCUGUGAGUGAGAUAUCACAUGUCUUUAUUUACUUUUAUCAGGAACACUCUUAUAUCAAAUACAAUUUAAUAAAAAGAAUGAUAUUACAUAGGGUAUUAUCAGAUUAUUAUUAUCACCUGAUCAUCACUUUGAGUUGGUGUAAUACCAUUGCUCUUAGGUUCCAUUGCUUAUUUAUUCUGUGUAAACAUUAGUAGGUUUCUCUUGCUGCUAUUGUUUCCUGUUACAAAUAUAAUGACAAAUUUUGAUAUAAGGAACUUUUUUGAUUUUCUGUAGCCUGAUUUACUGCAUUACUUGUAUCUCUUUUUAAUGGGAAUUGAUAAGAUUUUGGAACUGUGUAAAACUGCAUAGCUUAACUGUUUUAUCAUAACACUUAAUUCUGUUUGUGGAUGGGUACAUUUGAGUUCUUAGAGUUUCAAGUAAUUUCAAGGAGAAUUAUAGAAUUGUGUCUUAUCAAAUCUUACCUUAUACAGAUAUCAUCCAGAUACCAAUAUUAUUUCUAUAUUAUCCAGAUACCAAUAGUAUUUCUAUUUUGAAGAGUUGGCUAGCUACCUUUCUCUGACUUAAAAAAAAUGCAAAAUCAUGUGCAUGGUUGAAAUAACACAAUAGUAUGUCCGCCCCUUGAUGGUUUAAAAGUAUUUCAAUUUGUAUUAUGAGCUUGCUUAAAGGGGAAUCCAACUCAAAUAAAAACUUGUUUUUAUAAGAAAAAGAAAAAUCAGACAAGUUGAUAGGUGAAAGUUUGAACAAUAUUGGACAAACAACAAGAAAGUUAUGAUUUUUUAAAAGUUGUAAAUAUUGGUAAUCACUAUACCCAUGGAGACUUCAAAUUGGCCGCAUAUGGGAUGUCAUAGUGAUGUAAGGCAAGGACUACUCUUCCAUGUACUCCAAUACAUAUUAUGGCUAAAAUGUCAUUUUCCCAAAAUGUUUUAUUUCAAAUUAUAUUUUUCUUUCAUCAUGAGGACAUAAAACAAUAUACCUGGAUUAUAUUUAGAUUACUGCCCCAGGGGAAUGGGUACUUAGGAGAAAACCACGAAUCCCUGAUAAUAAAGUACAUGGCCUAUGGGAAAGUUGUCCUUGCCCCUUGCCAUAAUUUACUUACCCAGUUGCCAAUUUGAAAUCUACAUACUAUUAGUGAUCUCAAUUUAAAAGCAGCUAUAACUUUCUUAUCCCUUGUCCGAUUUCUUUCAAACUUUCGCCAUUCUGUUUAAUUUAUUUUUCUCCUUCCCAAAACAACAUUUUAUGGCAAAGGCUGGAUUCCCCUUUAACUACGAUUUAUGGAGGUACGUCUUGAAUCUAUCACACCAUUGAUGAAUACACACCCUAAGUAAGAAAUUGAUAAUUGUUUACAUAUCAUGAUAUCUCCAAAUAAAAAUGCAGUUGGUGUUUGAUACUUGUGUUAUCCUCUUGUAGAUGUUUGCCUAAUUCUUGGAAAUGUACGUGUAUUGUAUUAUGAUUUGUUUUCCAUCCUGUUGGACACUUGAAUCUCCAUUGCUUUAUGAAAGUAAACCUCAUGUGUUCUAGUCCAAAGCCUUUAUUUGAAUUAUAUAUGCAAGUUAUUAAUAGUUCAAUUUUUGUUUUGUAUUUUAUAUUUUUCGUUAAAAAAAACUAAUUUAUGUGGAAGAAUAUAUCCCAUCCACCAUGCAUAAUUACAAAACCUUUGCAUUCAAGAUGCCUAAUUUCCACUGAAGACUAUAUUUAAAUAUAUGAUGUUCUUCAUACCUUGUCUCAUUAGCUCACAUAAUGAAAUACCAUGGUCAUCAUUAGACUUAAUUUGAGUUCAUCUGUGUUGAAUUGUUAUGAUUUGAUGAUGUUGUCUGAGGGGACCGUAUUGUACUAAAUAAUUGAAUAUGGGCUUUGAUGUUCUGAGAUAUCAAUAAUUUUUAAUUGUGUAGUUGUCAAGAUGAAAUAUUCUAAUGCUUAUUUUUUACAUUUGAGGUAUUGUACAUAGAAAAUGACAGUGAAUAGUUCAUGCCUCAAAAAAUAAACUCAAAAUAAGUUUAUAUGUUGUAAUUGAGGAAUGCAUUGACAAUGGAAAUAUCUACUUUAUUCACUGAAGAGGACAUGUGUACAUUAAAAUCAAUGCAUAUUAUUCCUGAAAGAAAGUGAGUAAAUUUGAUAAUAAAGUCAGUGAUGCAAGAAA